Molecule: messenger RNA, 4943 nt
Organism: Labeo rohita (rohu)
Lineage: Eukaryota; Metazoa; Chordata; Actinopteri; Cypriniformes; Cyprinidae
Gene: chpfa
Product: chondroitin polymerizing factor a
Exons: 4
Coding region: 199-2502 (767 amino acids)
Cellular component (GO): Golgi cisterna membrane
Molecular function (GO): glucuronosyl-N-acetylgalactosaminyl-proteoglycan 4-beta-N-acetylgalactosaminyltransferase activity
Source: RefSeq, a predicted model, not a curated record
GAUUUCCUCUGGGAGCAGCGACAGAGCCACUGACACGUACGAAUGCCUCAAUAAUUUGAAGGAAGGUGAUACAGUUACAGGAAAGGAAUACGUUCAAUGUGUUUCCGUUAGCAAUCGAAACGCGUUCUUAAUGUGUGCUACUCUGUUCAGAAGGUCGCGCUUAAAGGAGGUGUGUACGGCACCAGUAGACGGAGUACAAUGAGGUUUUCUAUGUUGAUCAGUCUGUUAAGGCCGAUCGGCCCGGUUAUUAUCGGGAUCUCGCUGGGAUUUACUCUGAGUUUGCUGAGUGUGAGCUGGGUAGAAGAGAGCUGUGAUAUUAACACCUUAGGAAAUGAAGGAAUCGUUUUAUCCCAGGAUGGAAGUCUAAAAGGAGCUCGGAGACCCAACUCCAUUUCCACUGGGAAUGAUGUUGAGGAGGAGGAGGAGGAUUUCCAGCCGAGAAUAAUCCCAUAUAAACCAGUGAAACAGUCUCAGCCCAAGAAACUUUUCAGGGCGAAAUACAUCAGCACAGAACUGGGAAUCCGAGAGCGUCUUUUUGUGGGAAUACUCACCUCCAAAAACAGCAUCAACACUCUAGGUGUGGCCGUCAACCGCACCAUCAGCCAUCAUCUGGACAAUGUUGUGUUCUUCACUGGUACGCGAAGCCGCAAGAUACCCCACGGGAUGGUCGUGGUCACCCACGGUGAUGAACGCCUCAUCUGGAACAUGUUCCAGACCAUCAAGUACAUCCUAGAACACUACAUCACAGAGUAUGACUGGUUCUACCUCGCCCAGGACGACACGUACACUCAGGCAGAUCGUAUCAAAGCUCUGGUGGAGCACUUGAGUAUGGACCGGGUGCUAUAUAUGGGCAGCCCAGAAGAGUUCAUCGGAGGUGAGAUGCAGGGACGGUAUUGCUAUGGGGGUUUUGGAUACCUGCUGUCCCGCAGCCUUCUGCUAAAGCUCCAGCCUUUCCUGGAGAACUGCAGGAACGACAUUCUCAGCGCCAGACAUGACGAGUGGCUUGGACGAUGCAUCAUUGACUAUGCUGAUACCAACUGUGUAGAAGAAUUUGAGGGCCAGAAGUAUUAUUAUUAUGAAAUGGGAAAAAAUUCUGACCCUAGCAAGGAAGAUAAUGUGCUGUUUACGAAUGCACUGACCGUCCACCCCGUGUCUGAUCCUGAGCAGAUGUACAGACUUCACAAACACUUCACUGAGAUUGAGCUGCAGAAGACAUACGAAGAAAUCAAAAAAUUGCAGGCAGAAAUAAAAAAUGUGAGCGUGGUGGCUUUCGAGGGCAACCGUAGUGCCUUGUGGCCUGUUGGAAUCAAUCCACCCUUUGAGCCAAAGACACGUUUCGAAGUCUUGCGGUGGGAUUACUUUACAGAGGAUCAGGUGUACUCCUGCAUCGAUGGCUCUCCGAAAUGCGAGCUCCGUGGAAUCGAUAAGCUGGACGUCGCUGACGUCAUUGAGACUGCCAUGGGUGAGCUCAACAAGAAGUACAAGCCUGUUCUUCACCUGAAGAAGCAGCAGCUUAUUAACGGAUACAGGCGCUUUGACCCCACUAGAGGAAUGGAGUACACCCUGGACCUCCAACUGGAGGUGGUUAACCAGAAAGGACACAGUCGCUCUAUUACCAAGAGGGUCCACCUUGUAAGGCCUCUCAGUCGUAUUGAGAUCAUCCCAAUGCCUUAUGUCACAGAAGCAGCUAGAGUUCACAUAAUCUUACCCGUCACUCUUCAAGACCGAGAGCACGUUCAGCAGUUUUUAGAAGUGCAUGCCACAAAUGCAUUUGAAACCAGUGAGAAUGCCAUUUUGACCUUUCUCUUUAUCUACGAUCCAAUUGAGGCCCAACAAGUCAACCAGAAUGACAUCUUCGCCAGCGUCAAAGCGCAGAUCAGUGCUUACGAACACCGGUACCCAACGGUCAAAAUCCCCUGGAUCAGCGUUAAAAGCGAAAGCCCCUCUCAAAUCAAAUUUAUGGACAUCAUCUCCAAAAAGCACCCGGUUGACACGUUGUUCUUCUUCGCCACUGUGAAAACCAGCAUCAACUCGGAGUUCCUCAACCGCUGUCGGAUGAACUCCAUCAACAACUGGCAGGUGUUUUUUCCAAUUCAUUUUCAAUACUACAGUCCCGACAUUGCUUAUCAUAACCAGCCUCUUCCCAAUACGAUGGAUUUGGUUAAAGAGACUGGCCACUUUGAUCGCAGUUCCUUCACCGAAGCGUGUUUCUACAACUCGGACUACAUGGCGACCCGAACGCGCAUGUCUUCGGAUGUCCAGGAGAACGAGGAAAUUCUGGAGAACUUGGAUAUAUACGACAUGUUUGUCAAAUACUCUGGCCUCCAUGUUUUCCGAGCAGUGGAGCCGGCCCUACAUCAGAAAUACAGCUACCAGCCGUGUAAUCCUCGUCUUAGUGAAGAUAUCUACCAGAGGUGUGUGCAGAGCACCCUGGACAGCCUUGGAUCACGCUCUCAGCUCGCCAUGCUGCUGUUUGAACAGGAACAGGGCAACAGUACUUAAAACCAAACCCUGAAGAUUGAGGAGAUAAAUGGUUUUUAUCCAUUGGGCUGAUGCUUUACUAGUAGCCGGUCUGUGGAGUCACAGUGCUGAAAAAUCAAAAAUGCUGUCUGUACCAAAAGAAAGACUACAAAACAUUUUGAAUCUAUUUAAAAAUAGAAGAUUUUUGUGACAACAGGAGAUUUAUGAUUUGCUAUCUUUCUCUUUGGAGCAGAUUGGUUUAUGUUGGCUCUUAAACCAAGCAGCUGUUAGCUGUUGAAAUGAUCACUACCGUAAUAUAUCUAAAUUGCUGUGCCUUCAAAAAUAUGCUGUCCUUUCAUAACACUUUUGUCUUGUCAUCACAGACACUUUUGCUCAAGCACAUUUGUUUAAAAGACUUUUAAUGUUUGUUUAAUCUAACAGGGUUUUUGUAGUAUGAAGGAACCAUAUCCAGAUUCUGACAAUAAUAGCCAUGGGUUUAUUAUUGUUGAAAUGUUUUAAAAUGCUUCAGUUAGUUCACACUUAGAUUUAUUAACCCUGUAAUGUUAGCUUGUUUAAUAUUAGGCUGAUUUUAAAGAUAUAGUUCACCCGAAAAUUAAAUUCUGUCAUAAAUUACUCCAAACCCAGAAGACCUUCGUUCAUCUUCAGAACACAAAUUAAGAUAUUUUUUAUGAAAUCCGAGAGCUUUCUGACCCUGCAUAGACAGCAAUGCACAUUGUUAAAAUAGUCCAUGUGACAUCAGUGGUUCAACCAUAAUUUUAUGAAGCUACGAAAAUACUCAUUAUGCACAAAGAAAACAAAAUGCGUCAUGGUACUCUCAAGAGCAUAUAAAGUUGUUAUUUUUGUUUUCUUUGUGCACAAAAAGUGUUCUCGUAGCUUCAUAAAAUUACGGUUGGACUAUUUUAAUGAAGUCCUUACACUGUUAAAAGUUUUCACCAGUUCAACUUAAAGUUUAAGAUCAGCAGCUGCCUUAAAGUUAAAUCAACUUAAAACUACAAGACAUUUUAACACAUUACAAUAAAAUGAGUUAAAAUGACUUAAGUUGAUUUAACUUCUGAGUUGAAAUUACUUGUACUUUUAAGUUGAUUUAACUUAAAAUGGUAAGGCAGCUGCUAAACUUAAGUAUUUAAGUUGAAAUUGAUGAAAACUUUUUACACCGUACUACAUUUCUGGCCAUUGAAUGUGGUAGUUACAUUGCUGUCUAUGAAGGGUCAGAAAGCUCUUCUAUUUCACCAAAAAUAUCUUAAUUUGUCUUCCGAAGAUGAACGGUCUUACGGGUUUGGAAUGACAUGAGGGUGUUAAUGACAGAAUUUUCAUUUUUUUGUGAACAGCUCCUUUAAAAAGGUAAAAAUUGUCUUGUUGACCAUUAGUGCCAAAAACAAAUGUCAAGACAGUUUUAAAAACUAUUUUGUCCAAAGCAUUUUAACUGUAUUCCAUACUGUAUGAUAUUUAUGCUUGAAUUCUGAACAACGGAACACAGAUGCAAAAACCUGCAUUUUAAAUGCAUAUUAAUAUUUGUACCAUUGAAACAGCCUCAAAGAGAUUUUUCUGAUGAAACAAGGAAACUUUUGCACUAAUACUUUCAUUGCAAGUCUGUCUUGUAUAUCAUUAAUGCUGCAUAAUAUGCCUGUCAAAACAUUUCAUCCUGUUAAGAAAGAUUAUAGGGUACAUUACAUGGUUAUAGUUAGUCCUGUGCUGUCUACCAGAGAGGAGUGCAAUACUAGUGCAAUACUGUUCAGAUGGUGUAGUGUAUUGAGUCUGCUUGGAGCCUGCUGAUGGAAACACUUCAGAUGAGUUAAAUACAUCUAUUGAAGAUGCACUACAGAGAGCCUCUAUCACGUACCAUUCCAAACACUUCACAAAACAUAAUGUGUUUUCGAGACAUUACAUUGGGUUAUAUAAGAUCAUUCAGAUUUGUUUGUUUGUUUUACAAAGAGAGUGUAUAAAGCCUGUAUCUAUUUUUGUGGGUCUCCUUUUGUCCCUCUUUUUCUUGGUACAUGUGUUUACUGUAUUUAGUUAGUGUUGUGUUGAAUUGUUUUUGUUAUUUUUUUAAUUUAAGCAAUCAUAAUCUUAAUGCAGUACACUGACAACAUCUUACAAAAGUGACUUGUGUUACACAAUAUCAUGAUGCUGGAUGUCAAAUGAUUUUGCGUACAAGAGCUGUGAAAUAGGUUGUACAACGUGACAUGUUUUGUACGAUUUUAAAUGACACAUGCACAACACGAAUGGACGCAUCACAAAAUGAGCACAGACUGAAGCCGCUACUGGCCUUUAGGGGUCAGCAAAGGAGCGUGGGAUUACCUGCUCUCAAAUAUGUACAAGUUCACAAGACUGUUUUUUAACCUCACCUUUGUUGAUUUUUUUUUCCACUAUAAAUAUUCUUUAUAAAUCUAUUGUAUUUUGUUUUAAUGUUAUUGUACAAAAUGUUUAAUAAAGACUUUAUUUUAGGGCUCAGAUAAACAUGA